CUUCCGUGGUUAUUCCUGAAACUAUUAUUGUCUUUGACCUUCAAUAACUACUGAUCUUACUUUUCCUUACUGUUCUGUCCCACUGAUCUUGAGGUAAGCAUGCGCAGUCUGUUGCCGUAUAGGCAUGGAAGGGAUAUUCCUUAUGCACUGGUCUCACCCUUAUACGUGAUGUCGACAGAUCAUCUGACUAUGAUGGUUCUUCCGUAUCAACGAUGGAUGAUGUUCUCUGAACCAGCUUUGCAUUGUAGCUGUUUACGGCGGUUGGACAUGACUGACCUCCUAUCUAGACAACAAGAUGGCCACUGCUAUGCAUGACGACGGAUACCACUCGAUGCCCCCUACUGGAGGUGAGGGCUGUCGCCCUCCCGGCGACCACCUUGAGACAGGUCGCGCUGCCGACCCCAACUCGUCCGUCGAGGACUACAGCCGAGUCAUGCUCGAAUACACCCAACGCCGCAUGGCGGAUUUUGCCGACCUCGAUGACGGAAAGGGGUCCAGCCGAAGCAGCCGCAGCAGCCAAACCAGCGGCAACAGCGGCAACUCGACCAGCGGUAUGCUUGCCCGUCAAGCUGCCGGCACGACUGGAGCGGCUCACGAUAGCUCCGAAUCUGCCAGACGCGCGUCCGGCGUGAACUCGGCCGACCUGUCCUUCUGAAGGCGCACCCGGGUGAGGAAGGGGUGGCUGUAAUGGCUACUUCCCUCAUCUGGCCUGGGGAUGAGUUCACGAAUUACGUUUUACGGUGGAGUCUGUGGGCAAUCUGGGGAGGCACGUCGCCG
This is a messenger RNA of Aspergillus piperis CBS 112811, 777 nucleotides long. RefSeq lists its product as uncharacterized. NCBI's taxonomy places the organism in Eukaryota, Fungi, Ascomycota, Eurotiomycetes, Eurotiales, Aspergillaceae. The transcript has a single exon. Bases 296 to 655 code for a protein of 119 amino acids. The record is from RefSeq and is a predicted model, not a curated record.